This is a messenger RNA of Harpegnathos saltator (Jerdon's jumping ant), 645 nucleotides long. Its product is annotated as THAP domain-containing protein 1-like. Bases 82 to 645 code for a protein of 187 amino acids. The record is from RefSeq and is a predicted model, not a curated record. The transcript is spliced from 4 exons. NCBI's taxonomy places the organism in Eukaryota, Metazoa, Arthropoda, Insecta, Hymenoptera, Formicidae.
CGCAGCCAGUGCCUAUGUGAACUGGCAUGAUGAUAUUUAUAAUUUUAAAAAUAACAUUACAUAUAUUAUCAACAUUUUAAGAUGCCGAGCAGUUGUUACAUUCCAAAAUGCAAAAAUACUACAAAAGGUGGUUUUCAUUUAUUUAGAUUUCCUUUGAAUCGACCGAACAUUUUAAAAAUGUGGAUCAAUAGCAUCGUCGAAAAUUUUAAACCAACAAAAAAUCAUUUAAUUUGUAAUGCUCACUUUAUAGCAACAGAUCUUAUGAAAAGACCUAAUGCAAGUGGUUUAUAUUUAAAAAAUCUUGCUGUGCUUUCAAUAUUUUUUAAGGCUUCUGCUUGGGUCAUUCCUCCUGUUCCUAUUUGUAUAAAUGUCAAUAUUCCUGUAAUUGAGCCGUGCAUUAUUUCUUCAACUAAGUUUGGUACUACUUUUACUUCUAUUUUUUCUGAUGAACAUACAAAGCUAAGAAAAAUCAUGAACAGUUCACUUUUAAGAUUAAAGAAGCAGGAAAUGAAACCAGAGGAAAAGCCGAUAUUGAGAAUGAUUAAAUCAUCAAAGCAGAAGUUAAUGAAAAGAGGAAAGAAAAUAGAUUUUUUAGAAAAAUUGAAAUAUCUAUGGCACUCGAAGUCUAGGAUCCAGGAAACUUAG